UCUAAAAAAGCGUGUGUACUUUGCAAAAUUUGUUUUGUUUUUGCAGAUUUUCAUUGUGUUCCGCUAUUUGUCUUUCAUCUCUGCUUGUUUUGUGAUGUCUGGGCUAGGGAAUUCGGGGAUAUAUAAAGGCCCCACAGGUCUUCGGAAUACAGUCACUAUUGUUUCAAAGCACAACAAUGAAGCUAGCCACCUAUCUCGUGGCCCUGGUCCUGUUCGCCGGAUUCUUCCUGCUCCAGCCUUCCUCGGCGCAGACGAACUCCACGACCACCACCAAUAGCACCACUACCACGGAUGCCAAUUCCACCACGACCACUGUCACGCCCAAAACUGUUCACAGAAAGUAUUUCAGAAUCACUGGCUUAAAAUACAAACUCAUUCGCCAUAUCAUAAACAAGAAGAAGUCCGGCUAAAAUAGACGCUGGUUUACGAAGGUUUUG
Drosophila biarmipes is the source of this 437-nucleotide messenger RNA. RefSeq lists its product as uncharacterized. Lineage: Eukaryota; Metazoa; Arthropoda; Insecta; Diptera; Drosophilidae. The record is from RefSeq and is a predicted model, not a curated record. The transcript has a single exon. The coding region runs from base 177 to 410 and encodes 77 amino acids.